AUGUCAGCUAAUUCUUAUGCCGUAUCCAGCAACAGUUGCGUGUCACGAAGAAGACAGGUUCGCUGCUUCUGUGACCUUGAUUCGCCACUCACUACCUCGUGGACGAAGGAGAAUCCUGCGCGGAGGUUUAAUGGUUGUGGUUUAUACAAGUUGCAGGGACGAAAGGGGUGUAAUUUCUUCAACUGGUACGAUGAAGAAAUGUCGGGUCGUGCUAAGGAGGUGAUUUUGUCACUGAUGAAGAGAAUUAAUGAAGACAAGAAGAAGGACAGUUUGAAGAUGAAACAAGAUGACAAUUUGAAAAAGAAGCUAAGAUUCUGUCAAGGAUUAGUUAUAUUAGUUGUAGUGCUCAUUGUAGGAUUGAUAUGUAAUGUCAUGUUGAAGAAGUGUUGA
Messenger RNA from Vicia villosa (hairy vetch), 390 nucleotides. RefSeq lists its product as uncharacterized. Gene Ontology annotation, molecular function: zinc ion binding. The record is from RefSeq and is a predicted model, not a curated record. Lineage: Eukaryota; Viridiplantae; Streptophyta; Magnoliopsida; Fabales; Fabaceae. The transcript is spliced from 2 exons. Bases 1 to 390 code for a protein of 129 amino acids.